GGGCGAGGGGUGGGCUCGCCGCCGCCGGGCUGGGUGUCAGAGCCGCCAUGGCGCCGCUGCUGCUGCUUCUCCUCUCGCUGCUGCCGGCCGCUGCCGCCUAUCUGUGCUGCGUGCGGCGGCACACGGGCAGCGCGGAGGCCGUGCUGCGCCGCCGGGAGCCGGGACGGGCGGAGCCGCCAAGCUGCAGCCCGCCGCGGGACCCCUGGGCACCGCGGCUGUGCGGCACCUGGCUGCGCCUCUUCGUGCAUGUGGCCAACACGGCUUUUGGACAGAUCUGCUUACUGCCAUUCUUAAUAAGGCUGAACAACUUCUCGCUCAUGCGUUCCCUUGACAUUCAUGAAGAUCCCACAUUUAUCCCAGAGGUUGCUGCAGAGGUUACAGAAGACAAGUCUGAGGCUAAAAGCACUUCAGAUGUUAUUGAGCAGCUGAUAGAUGGAAGAUCUGAUUCUGCUAGCAAUGGGUUUAGCUUCAAAGGGAUCAAAGACUACCUGGACUGCUACCGGAGUGGGAAGCUGACGCCAUCUCAGGUAGCAAAGAACAUCAUUGCCAUGCUGGAGGACUGCGACAAAUCCACGCCCCCACUCAGAGCGAUAGUGCAAUGGGACCAGGAGCAAAUAAUGCUGAUGGCUGAGGCCUCCACUGCUCGUUACAGGAAUAAAUGUACCCUGUCUUAUCUGGAUGGCAUCCCAGUGUGUCUGAAAGAAGAGUUCAAAGUGGUACCUUACCAUCAGCGAGUGGGAACAGUGUAUCUUGGGACAGAGCCCGAAACAGAAGAUGCUACUGUGGCCAAGAAGCUGCGAGAGGCUGGGGCUAUCAUUAUUGGAGUCUCAAACAUGCAUGAACUAGGGACUGGAACAACGGGAUGCAAUCCUAAUAGGUACCACAAGAUCCCUCGGAAUCCCUACAAGCCUAACCACUUUACAGGUGGGAGCUCCAGUGGGUCAGCAGCAGCUGUAGCAGCAGGUCUCUGCCCAGUGGCUAUUGGCACAGAUGGAGGCGGCUCUGUGAGGAUUCCUGCUUCGUUCUGUGGUGUGGUGGGGCUGAAAGGUACAUUUGGGCGCAUCAGUUGUCACGGCAGCUUGCCGCUCUCCUACUCCACAGUCAGUGUAGGCCCUAUCUGUACCUCAGUGGCAGAUGCAGCCAUUGUUUACAGUAUCCUUGCUGAGCCAGAUCCACUCUAUCCAUAUGGACUAAAACAGCCCAAAGCAACCCUAUCUGAUAUAUGUGCUUCUGACCUGAAAGGUCUAAAACUGGGAGUGGACUGGACGUUUUUUAAGGCAUGUGAUGCAGAAAUCCUGUCCAUCUGUGAGAAAGCUGUGCAGCACCUGCAGAGUUUGGGAGCCAGCGUGGUUGAACUGUCUCUGCCAGAGAUGGAAGAAGUGCGAGUAGCACAUGUAAUCUGCAUUCUCAGUGAGAUGAGGGACUUCCUGCAACCUGACUUCAAUAAACAUUUCCAGGAAAUGAAUUUGGACACUCGGGCUAACCUGGCCUUGGCUUCCCAGUUCACAGCUCUGGAUUAUAUUACGGCCAAUCGACAGAGAACUCGGAGCAUGAGAUUUUUGCGAGAGAUCUUCACCACAGUGAACUGUAUCCUUACACCAGCUGUUGCUUGCACUGCCCCAAGAAUCUAUCAAUCUGACCUCGUGACUGGGAGCAGCGAUAUGUCCCUCACAGUUCGGUCCAUGAGGUUCAUGCAGCUUGGUAACUUCACUGGGAUUCCAGGCCUUGUAGUCCCCAUUGGAUAUUCUGCUGCUGGGCUUCCCAUCAGCUGCCAGGUCAUGGGAAAAUGGUGGGAUGAAGCUGUUCUUCUGAGGAUUGGCCUGAAGCUAGAAGAGUUCCGUUGCCAGACCAAAAAACCAUCCAUUUAUUAUGAUGUUCUCGCAUGAUGGAGUGACCAAGAUGGGGAAUAAGUUGUGGUUUGGUUUUUUUUUUUUUCCCCCUGACCUGACAAGUAUUACAGUGGACUUGUUUUCAGUGUUCAUCUAAAUAAGGUUUAGUAGCAGGUCCAUUUGUGGAAUGGGCAGGAACCCUCAUCUAAGCAGGCACUGACACUGAGCAGACAUAAUUUCUGCUUUCUGUUGGUUAUUGCAUAAUCCAGUUUACACUGGGGAGACCAGCUGUGCUAGUUCAUUCCUCACUGUGCUUUUGCCAACAGGAGAAGCUGCAACUAUCUUCUGCAAUGCCUUUCCACGUAGGAGUCUUGUGUAAAGAUGGAAGACAAUUUCAUCUACAGGACUGCAUGCAGGCAGUUCAUAUUGCUGUGUGUGCAAAAGUACAACCUCUAGACCUUAAAGCUUCUCACAGAACUCCUCUUCAUCCAGGACAUAACCAAGGUGCUGUUUUGAGGGGGAGAGGCAGCAAGUAAUGCCUUGCUCCCUUGAAAUGAGGAGGAUCUCGACACACCUGUAAUGAGGUAGUGUGUGUUUUGGCCCCUUACUUAAUCCCUCAGAGCAAAACAGAAAGCCUUUAGCUAUAGAAGUGUCACCAUGCUUCUGCCCCUUAUCCUGCAAACUGCAAGGGGAGGAAAAAGCAGAGCAUGAACCCUCAUCAGCUCUGUGACCCAAAGCCCUAAUUCAGGAUUCUGGCUUUGCUGAGCAUUUCUACUUCCCAAGCUAAGCCUUGGAGAGCCUCUCCUCUCACACUGGUUUCUUAAGUAUAAGCCUACUAUCAUUUAGGUGUCCCAAUGGAAGAAACUACUUGGUAAUGCUGUGAAAUCCUCUUUAAGGGGUGCUGAGCCAGCUACGACAAACAAGUGAUGUUUUUAGGAAGUGCUACUGAGCUACUGCAAGAAUUGAAGCGGGGUGCAAGAAAGCUGCUGCACAAAGCCAGGUGCAGCAAAGAGCCUGGUCUUGAUAAGAAGCCAACCCCAUCUUAUCCAAAAUGUACUUCCUGAAGUAAUCAAGGCAGAAUAAAGACAUGGAUUAAAGAUGAGGUUAUACCACAUAACGCAUUUCUGUUUGGUUUGGAGUAGUUUGGGGUUAAUUCCCAGAGGCAUCUCCUGUUGCCUGCCUCAUCAGGUAUCCUGGGCUUGUGAUCAGGCUGCUGGAGAAGCUGUCCUACAUCCAGGAGCAGAGACGAUUAUUGUAUUCUUACUUAGCUUGGAAGGAAAGAAGGAACAGAAAGUAGUUGCAGUUUCUCCCAAAUUCAGUACACUUUGUUUGGUCUUGGUUUUCCCCACAUAUAUCCACUCUUUAAACAGAGCUAGCACUUUACUAAUAGCUAAAGUUAGGUCAGAUGGCAUCUGAAUGGAAGGACAUUGCAUUCUCAUCUGCUCCUUCAUUACCUGACUUAAAGCAUCAACUCCUCCCAUCAGCUGUCACCAGCAUCUGCAGUUAAAUUUAUUAUAUGGUGGAUAUUGUCUUUUAUCUUCAAUUCCUCUAUGUGAUACUGCCACAACUAUUUUUUUCACUAGAUUCUAGUAUAGUUCAGCUUUAUGAAGAACAGUUUUAAAAGCAAAGUUUUUCCUCUAUUAUUACUGAUAAGUUAUUAAAUACUAUCAAAAUACCUUAGAGUGAAAUACUACUGAAGUGCAUUGUAUAGCAAUAAGUGUUUGACAAGAAUAAACUUCUGCAAGGAACA
Columba livia (rock pigeon) is the source of this 3579-nucleotide messenger RNA. RefSeq lists its product as uncharacterized. Lineage: Eukaryota; Metazoa; Chordata; Aves; Columbiformes; Columbidae. Gene Ontology annotation, molecular function: catalytic activity. The coding region runs from base 48 to 1886 and encodes 612 amino acids. The transcript has 20 exons. The record is from RefSeq and is a predicted model, not a curated record.